Paramacrobiotus metropolitanus is the source of this 3058-nucleotide messenger RNA. Its product is annotated as pre-mRNA-splicing factor syf1 homolog. Lineage: Eukaryota; Metazoa; Tardigrada; Eutardigrada; Parachela; Macrobiotidae. The coding region runs from base 190 to 2781 and encodes 863 amino acids. Gene Ontology annotation, biological process: generation of catalytic spliceosome for first transesterification step; mRNA splicing, via spliceosome. Gene Ontology annotation, molecular function: protein binding. Gene Ontology annotation, cellular component: post-mRNA release spliceosomal complex; U2-type catalytic step 2 spliceosome; Prp19 complex. The record is from RefSeq and is a predicted model, not a curated record. The transcript is spliced from 13 exons.
CGCUUCAGUUUGUCGUUGCUGAAACGCCAAACAGAAUAUUGAAACCGCUUUUCUCUAUUAAAUUAAAUUUUGUAAACAAUUAAAAUAAGUAGUUUUCGUCGCGAAAAUUAAUAUAAUCUCAUCUUUAUCUCAUUAUUAUUUAUGAAGCCCAUGUGAAUUUAAUUGCUUCCAAGCCUUCCUUUAUGAGCCAUGGCUCAAACCCCAGCCAAGAAUCUCGUUAUCGAGAACGAGGAUCUGCCGUUCGAAGAAGAGUGCCUCCGGAAUCCGUACGCCUUGAGAUCAUGGCAGCGGUAUAUUGAACAUAAAAAGAAGAAAGGCAUCGUGCCUACUAACGUGAUCUACGAAAGAGCUCUCCGACAGCUUCCUGGCAGUUAUAAAUUAUGGUACAAUUAUCUGCGAUCGCGGCAAAAGCAAGUGAAGGGGAAGAGCCCUGCGGAUCCUGCUUUAGACGAAGUCAACAAUGUUUUCGAGCGAUCGCUGGUUUUUAUGCACAAAAUGCCUCGAAUAUGGAUCGAAUACUGCGAGUUCCUGUUAAAACAGCCCAGGAUUACACGAACCAGACGAGUUUUUGAUCGCGCGUUGCGCUCGCUGCCGGUGACACAGCAUGCUCGUAUUUGGCCAAUUUAUUUGCGAUUUCUCAAGAUGCACAACAUUACGGAAACGGCGCUCCGGGUGUACGAUCGUUACCUGAAGCUCUGUCCGGAUGAUGUGGAAGACUACAUCAAAUAUCUGCGUAGUAUCGACCGUUUAGACGAAUGCGCCGUUCAGAUCGUCAAACGGGUGAUCAACAAUGACCGUUUCCUGUCCAAAGAAGGCAAAACCAAGAUUAUGUACUGGAAUGAUCUGUGUGAUCUCAUCUCCUCCAACCCCAAGGCCAUCAAGAGCCUCAACGUGGACGAUGUGAUCCGCGACGGGAUCAGUCGCUUCCCGGAGCAGCGUGGUCGUCUGUGGAACGCCUUGGCGGAUUAUUACAUUCGUGGGGGACAGUUUGAGAAGGCCCGGGAUAUCUACGAGGAGGCCAUUGAUACGGUGACGAUGGUGCGGGAUUUCACGCAGAUCUUCGACGCGUAUGCGCAGUUUGAGGAGACCACCUUGUCGGCCAAGAUGGAAGCGGUAGCGGAAGAGGAGACGGAAGGAAACGAAGAGGAUGAUGUGGAUAUUGAGCUGCGGAUGGCCCGCUUGGAGAUGGUCAUUGAGAGGCGACCGGUUCUGAUCAACAGUGUUCUCCUACGUCAGAAUCCACAUAACGUUGGAGAAUGGCAUAAAGGAGUCGAGUUAUUCAAGGACAAACCUGGGGAUGUGAUUAAAACGUUUAUGGAAGCCGUUAAAACCAUUGAACCCAAGAAAUCAUGUAACGGACGAUUUUCAUCCAUUUGGAUUGCUUUUGCGCAGUUCUACGAUAAGCACGGCCAACAAGACGACGCUCGGAUUAUUUUCGAAAAAGCGCUGGAGGUGAAUUAUGACAAGGUGGAGGAACUGGGCGAUGUUUGGUGUGCAUACGCGGAAAUGGAACUGAAACACGAUCAACCAAAGCGUGCUAUCAAAUUGCUGCAGCGGGCCACCACUCCUCCAGCCCGGAAAGCCGGUUUCUAUGACGAGAGUGAAACUGUACAGAAUCGCAUCUAUCGAUCCCUGAAAAUAUGGUCUUUUUAUGCCGAUUUGGAGGAAAGUUUUGGGACUUAUGAGACGACCAAAGCUGUCUACGAUCGGAUAAUUGAUCUGCGCAUUGCUACGCCCCAGAUUAUCAUGAAUUACGGCGUGUUUCUGGAGGAAACCAACCAUUUUGAGGAAGCUUUCAAGGCCUACGAAAAAGGUGUCGGAUUAUUUCGUUGGCCCAACGUAUACGACAUUUGGAAUACGUACCUCAGUAAAUUCGUGCAGCGCUAUGCCGGCAAGAAAUUGGAGCGGACCCGCGAUCUCUUUGAACAGUGCCUGCACGACUGCCCGCCGAAAUUCGCCAAGCAUUUCUAUCUGAUGUACGCGAAAUUGGAGGAGGAACAUGGAUUGGCACGGCAUGCCAUGAAGGUGUAUGAGCGCGGUUGUACGGCGGUGCUGAAAGAGGAGCAGUAUGAAAUGUUCAACAUCUACAUCAAAAAGGCCGCUGAGCUGUACGGGAUUACGUCGACACGGGAAAUCUACGAGAAGGCCAUUGAGAGUCUCCCGGAUGAUCAGGCGCGAGAGAUGUGUAUCCGCUUCGCGGAUUUGGAGCGGAAGUUAGGGGAGAUUGACCGGGCGCGAGCAAUUUAUGCACAUUGUGCACAGAUCUGUGAUCCACGCGUGGCAGCGCAUUUUUGGGAAGUAUGGAAAGAUUUCGAAGUCCGUCACGGUAAUGAAGACACUGUGCGCGAAAUGCUGAGAAUCAAGCGGUCGGUGCAGGCAACCUACAACACCCAAGUGAACUUUAUGGCCGCACAAAUGAUGGCUGCGCUCGGAAAAGGCGUGCAAGAAAAUCAACCAGCGGAUGACAUGAAGCGGUUAGAAGUUCAGGCCGCAGAAAACGGCGCUGCAGUGCCGGUCUCAGCGACAACAGCACCUUCAAUAAUCCAGAAAUCUCCACAGAAAGCCGUUUCCUUCGUACGCAGCGAUGAAACCGUACCCGGAACAGCCGGUCAACUGAUGCCGGCGGCCAAUCCCGAAGAAAUCCAACUAGACUUGGAUGAUGACGACGAGGAAGACGGUGAACAGCCAGCGCAGCGUGUUGUAAUUGAACAGCAGAAUAUUCCCAGCGAAGUAUUUGGAACGCUGGCUUCUAAGCGGAAAGCGCCGGAUGAUGAGGAGUGAGAUAUUUUUCAUUAAUGGGAUGUAAGGAUUUAUUUUUUGAGCCUUAAAUAUUGAAAAAUAGUCUUGUUGACCAUAGUUCUGCCAUUUACUUCCUUGUUUUUAUUAGAUUGAUCAUUCGAAGCAUACUGUAUCUUAUUUUUUCAAUGCGGCGAUGCGUUACUGUUUUUGAUGUUUUAGCCCUUCCUAUUUAUUUGACGGUUUAUCUCAGUUUUGCUGUAAAAUUUGUAGAGCAGAUUGAGUCAUCAGUUCAAUAAGAAGCAAAAAUACCGAUAUUUAA